This is a messenger RNA of Capra hircus (goat), 1875 nucleotides long. RefSeq lists its product as uncharacterized. The transcript has 5 exons. NCBI's taxonomy places the organism in Eukaryota, Metazoa, Chordata, Mammalia, Artiodactyla, Bovidae. The record is from RefSeq and is a predicted model, not a curated record. The coding region runs from base 1 to 1074 and encodes 357 amino acids.
AUGCGCACACACGUCAACGCAUAUGCGAACGUACGCUCGGGCGUCUCUCCUCCCCGCAUCCCAGCGGACUGCCACUGGCUCUCGACCGCGUCGUCCUGGGACCAUGUGUCCCCUGGCCUUUUCUGCGGAGGCCCUGCAGAUCGAACAGGCAGGGGCAAGGAUGGGGCUUCCCGCACCGAGCACGGUUCCCCCGUCGUGGAAACAGGCGUCUGUCCCACCGGGCGGGGCUUCGGCUCUCGGUGCGAUGUCCGCAAGCCGUGGCCGCUGAAACGUGCGCACGCUGGAGCCGCCGCCGUGCAGAGGGAGAUCUCAUCCGGCUCCUCGUGUCCUUCCAGUGAGCAGAGAGUCCCCUCAGGUCCCCUGCUCCUCCCAUGCACGCGCACGCUCCCCAACGGUCCUAGGAACAGCCUGCCCCAGAGGAGCGUGCUGGCCACAACCCACCUCCACGGAGACGGAGACGGCAGUGUCCGUCCGCGUCAGUCACCCUCGUCCAGAGUCCCCGGGCCGUGUGCCCUCGCCUUCACGCCUGGCACCGUCCGUUCUGUAGGUUUGUGUCGAACCUGCCCGGAGCCCUGUGGCAUCGUCCCGGAUCAGGGGUUCGGUGGAAAACACCCUGUCCCCCUGCCUCCUCGGCAGGUGGAUCCUUCACCACUGGACCACCAGGCAGGGAAGUCCCUUCACAGCCUUCUAAAAGCAUCUACCCUGAAACAGUCCACGUCGUCCUCCAAACAUCACUGGACCAUCACGACGGAAAGGAAGGAAACGAUGACACUUCAAGAAGCAGCAAGAGUGCCGGUCUGUGAGAAACGAAGGUCAACCCUUCACGAUGCAAUCCCUUUUCCGGGCCUGAUCGUUCAGAAACUCUCCCAUCCCAAGCGGGGGACGGCAGGAUAUCCAUCUCGAGUUUGGGACGGGGGCUUCCCCGGCGGCUCCGUAGGAAACCGUCCCGUGCCCACGCAGGAAACACGGGUUUCAUCCCCGGCCCGGGACGAUCCCACGUGCUACAGAGCCACGAAGCCCAUAGGCCUCGCCGACGGAAUCCGUGCUCUAGAUCCUGGCCACUGCGAGCGCUGAGCCCACACCCAGCAGCCGCUGAAGCCCACGUGCCCCAGUGCCCACGCUCCCCAAGAGGAACCACAGCCACGAGAAGCCCAGACACACAACCGCAGAGCGGCCCCCUCCUCCACGGAGAGAGAACCGCUCGCACAGCCGUGAAGACACGGCACACCCCCACAGAGAUCAGAGACGUCCCACGAUUUGAAAGCAAUACGGGGUCUAGGAUGGGACGCCGUCGGCCAAUACCUCGUCCCAUCCCUCGGGAAGCUCGCCGACUCCGCGGUCGAUGAGAUCAAGAAACCGCAGCUCACCGUGCCAUCGGAAGUGCGGGAAGCUCUCCCUGCAGUGCUGAGAGCCCAGUGGAGACGUGACCCGCGGGGACCGUGAGCGUGCCUGUUCUCGGGAAGAAGUCCUUCCCGGUCCGGGCUCUGGAGAUCGGCCCACGCGGACCCGCAGACAGCGGACGGCCAUCCCUCUCGGCUCCCUGCAGGCUCACGGGUCCAGGCGUGCAGUGCCCCCGGCAUCUGCUCGCAUCUUCGGGGCCCGUCUCCCCCGCCGCGCUCCACUCACUUUGAAUCCUUCUCCCCUCUCGUCUGACAUGUUCUCUUUCCCGUGCGACUCUUCCUGGCUCCCCAGGCACCACUUCGCAUCGUUCUCUUCUCAUCGCACUCGUCUCGUGGAAAGAAUUCCACGUCUCUCUGCUCUGGUCCCCAAGGAGUCUGUCAUCGCUCCAUUCAUCUGGGGAUCGACUGGCACCCAGGCAACCCGGGCCCACGAAAACCGGGGCUCCGUGUGGAUGGGACGACUUGCCGACGACCG